CGGCGUUAAAGUGCAAAUUUUAAAAUUAAACUUGAGGCCACGCUGAAACAAGAACUUUUUCGCGUGUGUUUGGGAGGGAAGCAGACCGGAUUUUUACACAUUGCUAAAUAUUUCUUGCACUUAUUACACGCUUAGUACAAGUCCAAAAAUCAGCAAAAAUGUCUUCUACAGAUAUAAAAAAUGGAAUCAAGCAUUGAACUCGAUGGCGCGCCCGCAACCGGCCUCUCACCAAGCACGAACAAUGUGAUAAAGAAACUCGCCGCAAACACUAAUACCAAUGCAGGCGGCGCAGCAACGCCUGCUGGUCCUGGCGAAGCGAGUGCCAAUGCCGAGGACAUGACUUCGAGGGACUAUUAUUUCGACUCGUAUGCACACUUCGGUAUCCACGAGGAGAUGCUCAAGGAUGAGGUGCGAACGGUAACAUACCGCAAUGCUAUGUACCACAAUAAGCAUCUGUUCCAGGGCAAGACCGUGCUCGAUGUGGGAUGCGGCACUGGCAUUCUGUCCAUGUUUGCUGCCAAGGCGGGAGCAGCCAAAGUGAUUGCGGUGGACUGCUCUAAUAUCAUUGAGUUCGCCCGCCAAGUGAUUAUUGACAACAAUCUGCAGGAUGUAAUCACAGUUGUCAAGGGUAAAAUUGAGGAGGUUGAACUGCCACAUGGAAUCGAGAAAGUGGACAUUAUUAUAUCCGAAUGGAUGGGAUACUGUCUCUUCUACGAGUCCAUGCUGGACACCGUGCUUUAUGCGCGUGACAAGUGGCUUAAACCCACCGGAAUGAUGUUUCCCGAUCGGGGCACACUUUACAUCACCGCCAUUGAAGAUCGUCAGUACAAGGACGAGAAGAUCAAUUGGUGGGAUGACGUGUAUGGCUUCGAUAUGAGCUGUAUUCGUAAAGUGGCUGUGACUGAACCGCUCGUAGAUGUUGUGGAUCCCAAACAAGUGGUAUCCACAGCCUGCAUGGUAAAGGAGGUGGAUCUGUAUACAGUACAAAAGGCAGAUCUCAACUUUUCGUCCACAUUUAAUCUGACCAUUAAGCGUAACGAUUUUGUGCAAGCCUUGGUCACCUAUUUCAACAUUGAGUUUACCAAGUGCCACAAACGUCUGGGGUUCAGCACAUCGCCUGAUUCCACAUACACACAUUGGAAGCAGACGGUAUUCUAUUUGGAUGAUCACGUGACUGCCAAGAAAAACGAAGAGAUCAGUGGCACGUUUCAAAUGAAGCCAAAUGAGCGCAACAACCGCGAUUUGGACUUUGUCAUCGACAUCAAUUUCAAGGGUGAAUUAUCUGAGAUCCAGGAAUCAAAUACAUACCGCAUGCGUUAGGUCUGAUGCCAUUAAUCCAGAAAGUGGCCUUAAUGCUUAAGGCGGCUACUCUUUGCCCUCUUUAGAAAGAGAGCAAUAUACCAUAUAACAAACAAAAGAACAUGAUGACUAGACGUAAGAUGAAAUCCAGUGCGAAAUGUGCAACGAAUUUGUGUUGCGUCUUCUACUAUGUUUAAAGUGUACCUUUUUUAGUAUACAUACAUCAUAUAUAAAAAAUAUUUUUACAAAUUGUGCGCCUGUUUAAAACGAUUAUCCAAGCAUUAUUCUAAGCAUAUUGUACAGUGGCACAACAUCCAAGUCUCUCAUACACCACAUAAUAAAAGUGUGCGACAGACACACCAUUUUACUGGA
Molecule: messenger RNA, 1671 nt
Organism: Drosophila sulfurigaster albostrigata
Lineage: Eukaryota; Metazoa; Arthropoda; Insecta; Diptera; Drosophilidae
Gene: Art1
Product: protein arginine N-methyltransferase 1-B
Exons: 4
Coding region: 181-1320 (379 amino acids)
Biological process (GO): peptidyl-arginine methylation
Cellular component (GO): nucleus
Molecular function (GO): protein-arginine N-methyltransferase activity
Source: RefSeq, a predicted model, not a curated record